Prinia subflava (tawny-flanked prinia) is the source of this 744-nucleotide messenger RNA. RefSeq names its product basic salivary proline-rich protein 4-like. The record is from RefSeq and is a predicted model, not a curated record. The coding region runs from base 1 to 744 and encodes 247 amino acids. The transcript is spliced from 3 exons. Lineage: Eukaryota; Metazoa; Chordata; Aves; Passeriformes; Cisticolidae.
AUGCGACGGAACUCGGCAGCAAGCCGCGGGCUCCUGGCGCGACUCGCCUGCUCCCGCCUCGUCGCCCACGGGCAGAGCCUGUUCUAUGUCCGGCCGGGGACAGCUGGUCUACCCAGAAACUGCCCAGCAGCUACUGAGUCCAGCCAGGGACAACUGGUCUACCCCGCCUUUGCUGACCAGGUCCGAGGUCCUCCCGGGACGAGUCCACAGCCGGCGACGCCCCCAAGAGAACGACUCGUGCUUGAGCGGGCUGGCGCACCGGCGCACGCCGCCUCCUACCACGAUGGAACUGGAGGCAACCGCAAACAGAGAGCCUUGCUCAACUUCCAGGAGCCGUGGCGAAACCAGGUCUACCCAGCCCCAGCACAAAUCGGCCCAAGUCCCGCGGGGGCGGAUAACACCUGUUCGCCCCGUCACCGCCCGUCACCGCAGCGCCACGCCGACGUCUGCGGCCGAGGUCGGCAGGCGGCGCCGCUCCCGGAGCCGGGUACACCUGGCCACCUGGGGCCGCCCCGCUCCGGGGUGGACCAGCUCGCCCCGCUGCCGUCCUAUACCACAGCGCAACGCCCCUUUCGAGGCCGGGGCGGGCAGGCACAGCCAGCCCAGGAGCCGGGUACACCUGGCCGCCCGCCACCUCCCGGCUGCGAGGUAGACCAGCUCGCCGCGCUGCCACCCGACACCAACGUGCCACGACGACCGCUCCGGGCACAUCCGCCGCCAGCCGCCGGCCUCGGACCCGGGUAG